Molecule: messenger RNA, 2037 nt
Organism: Fomitopsis serialis
Lineage: Eukaryota; Fungi; Basidiomycota; Agaricomycetes; Polyporales; Fomitopsidaceae
Exons: 10
Coding region: 1-2037 (678 amino acids)
Source: RefSeq, a predicted model, not a curated record
AUGUACGAGAAAAGCCAGAAAUAUUUGCCCACAGAUCUGGGAGAAAGUCGAUGCAGUACAUCGCUCGCACUCCCACUGACUCCGAGUGAAUUAGCGCCCACGGAGCGAUCCUCGAAAACCACCCAAGAUAAAAGAAGUAUAGCCUUGCAAAACAACAAAAGAGGGCCGGGUGCGUACGAGAUCCGAGCCGCUACAAAGCUCAAACUACUCACCUACAAAUACCCUCGAAAUGAAGCUAGAAACGCGGUGUCCGACCAGCAGACUAUCAGACCUGACAAAUUCACCGGGUAUUCUGUGCCUGGGGAUGAUCCCAAACCGAAAAAGACAUGUACGACACGCGCUACGAAGAUCGCCGCUGCAUGCGAACUCGCGGCAGUAUUUUCUGCGCGUGACAUGUCCGCUUUUUUGCCAGUCGACUCUUCUCGCCCCGACCUCGCCGGCUACCACUUGCACCCGCACCCCGUCGUCGCUGGGCGACACAACAACCCGAACACAAUGCAAUAUGUCCUCCCUGCGCUGUACCCGUCAAACACCAACUACCUCCUGAGUCUUGGAGCUUUGCAGGUCUCGCAUUUCACUGCAAAAGAUGCUCUCGGCAACAUCCUGGCCUCGUCCGAUGGUGUAAUCGAGUACCCGCCUUACCAGACGACGCAAGGAGGGGAUCUACCUUCACGAUGCUACGCCUUCAUGCACCGACUCUACGAGUGUCUGCUCGUCCCGGACGACUCGCCGCCGUCUUCGCCGCCCUGCUCAUCUGGCCCGGAACAGCCAUCUUCGCUUACCGAGUCCAACAUCGAAUAUAUCAAUGAGCUCGUCAAGAACUUGAGACCGGCUGUCGACCGCAUGUACGCACGCGUUGAAGAGGAUCUCACGCAGCUGCGUGCAGUCGAGGCACGAGACCCACCAUCUCCAUGUGCGCCGUGCGACGCAGGGCCGACACAUGCAUUUCAAGAAUGUGUGAAGCCUACCGAGGACCCUGUCACCUCUGCAGACGAGCUCCCGCCGCGCCCGUCUUGUGUGCCCGCAUUUUCCGUCUCUGGCUCGCUGACCCCGGACGCCGCGAAGCUGCACCUUGACCGCCAGAUCACCGACAUUCUAGGCUCUGACGACGAAGAUCCGAGUCGCUGGGAUGCUCGCAGCAUGUGGCCGAGCCCGCCUUCGACUCCCUCUGAGCACAACAUGCCCACCAGCUCGAUUUCAUACCUGCCACUCCCGCGCCGUGACGACGUCAUCCAACCUCGACGCACUGUCUUCCCCGAGCUUGACGACGACUUGGACGACUCGUAUAUCGACCUCGCUGCCGAGCUUCGCGCCCGCACUUAUACGAGCAAGACCGUCCGGUUUGACCUGCCAGAUGAGCUUCGCAGCUCGGACACCUCGGAAAGCGCAGUACAUGCACCUCCGAACUCGCCAGACGAUGUUCUCGCUAUUCCAACUCGUAGCUCGACCCCCGACAGCCUUCUGGGCUUAAUAUCGGGAUCCUCAUCUUCUGACUCUCCAACCACACCUCCCGCCUCGCCGUCCUCGCUCCCGGACCCAGAGCUCGAAGAGAUCGAGACGCGCCUCAUCAUGCUUACCUGGGAAAUAAUCACAGCACUCACCUGUGGCACUGUGUUCGACUCUUUCCACGACAUCAUCGGUGUCCGCCGGGCUGCCCUCGAGAUUACCGAGAUCGCCAUGACGCAUGCCGCGUUUGACGGCAUGCUUGACUUGAAGUGUACCGAAGCUUGGAGACCCGGACGCAUCCAGCACGAAGUUCAGACUCAUGCGGAUUUCGCUUCGCUCUUUCAUCCCCAUCUCGGCUGUCCAUUCCUGUGGCCACUCGAACGCCUCUACCUUGCCGAAUGUGAAGCUUAUUUUCGCCGCUUCCCAACUCACGACCCGACGCGUGGCUUCUACGACGACACGGACGCAUUCCUCGAAGCCAUCGACACUGUUCUUAACGUCCGCCCCAACCUCCCGACAGUUCAUGACUUGUGUGAGCAAGGCAGUCUUGGCUACGUUGGGCAGCUCAUUGACGUGCCCUACGUCAUCUAG